Penicillium cinerascens is the source of this 1890-nucleotide messenger RNA. RefSeq lists its product as uncharacterized. The transcript has 3 exons. Bases 1 to 1890 code for a protein of 629 amino acids. The record is from RefSeq and is a predicted model, not a curated record. NCBI's taxonomy places the organism in Eukaryota, Fungi, Ascomycota, Eurotiomycetes, Eurotiales, Aspergillaceae.
AUGUGGGCGUUUCUCGGCGUCCUACUCCUGUUCUUACAUGAGGGGUUCGCACAGCGCCAUGACGCGGAUUUGUAUUCCUUCGUGACCCUCCCCGAGGUGCGAGCCUUGAAGUUCGAUAUCACUCACGUUGACCGUGCUCGACAACUUCCCGGCUACUGGUUUGUAGCACCUUACGGCCAGAUCGAUCCAGAAAAUCCCACCCAGAAGUACGAGCAAUACCAGAUCGGACCGUAUAUCUACGACAAUGACGGUAUGCUCAUUUGGGCGGGAUCGCCCGCCACCGAAAACCGCAACGCCUUUGAUUUCAAGGCGAACUGGAACAUGGACGGCGAACCACACCUUUCAUUCAUCCUUCAACACGAGUUCGACGACUCUGACCGCGGAAGUGGAGUCAUCAUGAACAACAAUUAUGAAUACGAAUACCAUGUCGGCGUAACCAACGACCUCAGUGCAUUCAAUAUGCACGAAUUUAAUAUCCUGGAUGGAGGAAAGACCGCUCUGGCGUGCACAUACCGAUCGCAGGUGGUCAGCCUGGAUGAUUUCGACCGACCCGACGAGGAAAGCUGGGUUAUUACCGGGGGAUUCGUGGAGCUGGACGUUGAGACUGCGGACGUCCUCUUCGAAUGGAACUCUCGCGACCAAAUUCCCAUAACCGAAUCGGUCAAAUUCCACCCUUGGGAUAACCCGCAAGGCGAGCCUGGAUGGGACUACGUGCAUAUAAACGCAGUUGACAAGAACGCAGAUGGCGAUUACAUUAUCUCGAUGCGUUUUACAAACACGAUUUAUAUGAUUUCCGGCCAAGAUGGCCACAUUAUGUGGAGAUUGGGCGGUACAGAUUCGAGCACGACAGAUUUUGACCAGGAUUUUACUUUCUCUAAGCAACACGAUGUCAAAUUUGUCGAGUCGAACAGCACACACCACUUAAUUUCGUUCAUAAAUAACGCCUCGGAUGAGUCGGAGAACGAUGAGGAUCUUUCUUCGGCUCUUUUCGUCGAAGUUGAUGUCAGCACGGAGCCGAUGACUGCCAGAGUUAUCAAGCGCCUUGAGCGGCCGGACAAAGGUCUCUCCCGACUCCGCGGCAACGUUCAGCCACUUCCAAACGGGAACACCUUUGUUGGUUGGAGUCAAUGGGGUUACCACGCCGAGUACGAUCCAGACGGUGAAGUGCUCAUGUACGCGCAAUUUGCAUCGGAACGAUUCUCAAGCUACCGGUCAUACAAGUUCGACUGGGUCGGCAGACCGACUGCACCUCCCGACAUGGUCACUUUUGUCUAUGGCGCGAAUGAUCUAGACAUGAUGACGAUUGUUCACAUCAGUUGGAACGGUGCGACCGACGUGGCUGGAUACAACUUCUACGCUCGGGCGUACGACCGCGGUGAAGAUAUCUUCAUCGGCUAUAUCAACAAAACUAGCUUCGAGACGAUGUUCAUAGGCGAUGGGUAUAUGGACUGGAUCUCCGCAGAAGCUGUUGACAUCAAUGGCAUUGUCAUGGGCACGACCCCCGUUCAACGCACCGAAGUGCCGGCCAACUGGAAAGCGGUUGGAUUUACAGGGUCAUCCUCAGGACCAAUUCCAGACGACCCCGCGAUAAUCAUGACCUCGAAAGAUGGCGACGAUGACUACGACGGAGCUUUCACCACGGAUGAUCGCAAAGCGAUAAUCUACAGCCAAACUAAAGAGGUCGCGGCAGCCGUCUACAAGGCCUACGGGGUCAUUCAAGUCAUGGGAGGAAUUGUGAUUCUUCUCUUGACAUUAUGCUGUAUUUUUGGCGUCGUGGUAGGUGUGCGGUGCUUUCUCCGGCGGAGGAAAAUGCGCUCUUAUCAGCAUAUCCCUUCAGAGGAAGGUCAACCCGUGGAGGAGAUCCAACUUCGUUCAAAUGUGGACGACUGA